UAUAAAAUCCAUGUUGUGCCUGUACAGGGUACCAAGAUAACACGGGGACCCACUCCGUACUUACCUACAUGUUGGAGUUCUGAUUUACAACGCUUUUCAAGUGGCCACAAGCUAUUCACAUAACGUGGACAUUUAAAAACCAAAACGGUGUCAAACUAUCGUAGACGGCAUCUGUGUUCGUCUGACGCUCAAGGGAUCCGGGUCUACUCCUUACUCCUACUAAUUACUUAAAUGGGAUUGGGUUGAUAAUUUAUAUUUAGAUACGGAGGAUGACAGAAUCUAUAUCCGACACAACGCGAGAGUUAGAAGUCGUUGCGAGCGUAAAGGUAUCACGCUAAAGGGAACACUGCAGUAUAUAUUUCGGGUCCGUUCGAGUAGGCUGACCCGAGGUGAUGGCGGGCGUGUUCGGUACACGCCAAUUCACUCUCAGGUCGUUCGCGAUCUGUUAAAGACAACAGUAAGGGGAUUAUAUAAAUACAUGUGUUUAUAUGUAGUGACGCUGGUAUUGUGUUGUCUGAGAUGGCUGUGUGCUUCAUACUGGUCACAUACAUGUGUAUUCUUCAUGUUCACCUGUUGGGAUUUACGUAUGCACAGGCAGAUCCGUGUGUGGAAGGUCAGUACGUAGUAAUUGAUGACGUCAGACGUCGGCCUAUUUAUAAUCCCGGUCAGUUGUGUGAUGACAGGUUAUCUCCCGGAUGGUACAGAUUUCUACUCAACGGCACAGACGCGGAGAUCCCCACCGCAUGUGUUGAGAGUAAAAGCUGUGGCACUUUCGCUCCAGUAUGGUUACGACUUCCGGCAAAAGGUUUACCACUUCCGGGAGAGACAACAACUGGAGAAGGAUGUGCUAAUUAUGAGGGCUGCUGUGCCUUUUCCUUCCCAGUAGUAAUAAGAAACUGUAGAGACUUCUUUAUAUAUAAAUUAGACUGGAUAUACGGCUGUCCAGUCGCCUACUGUGCUUAUACUCCCAUGACGACAUGUUCACAGGGACAAAUCUAUAUACGUCAUUUACAUAGCUGUGUGGAUCACAUCGUAGAAAUCACAAAACCUGUUAUACGUGUCAGGGUGAAAGGUAGUACCAUAUCAUUAAACUGUUCUUUCCACAUUCCUAAUGACGUCAUUGCUUCCACGUCACCUACAUUCCAUGUCGUUUGGUAUAAAGGAGAGAGAGGAUUGUCGUCGAUAAUUCGCAAAACAUUCCGAACGGAAACCAGUGAUACAAUUAGAGUAGGAAGUGACGUGUACGCGGGCAGAUCAAUAACAUGCGCAGUGCAGCCGGUAUCUGGAACACCCUCGGGAGAGAUCACCAGUGACCCGUAUUUCUUGGGCGUUAAGAUACAGGACGGAAAUGUGACGCUGACAGAGGACGGCCCGGCACAGAACCUUACCUGGGUGUCACGACUGCCAAUCGUAUGUAACAAACGUAGACGAAGGCGAGCUAACUCGUGUGGGGCCAAUCUCAUUUUCAGACUCAGCUCGUCCGGAGGAAGUGACUACUCGACGCUACUAUUUUCUACGUGUAAGAUAGCCCUACGGAGAAUCAAACGUUGUCCACGUAAUAUUUGUGCACUGGAUCAACUACAAGUGGUCGUCGCCAGGAACCUCUUUAACCUGGAACCGGAAGAGUACGAUAUAAGUGGCGACAUCUACUUCCACGACGGGAGACUAUGGGAGGGCACUCUGUCAAAGACCUAUAUAACGGUGUAUGAUCUUCCGUCGGCUACGUGCUUUGCUGUGUCAGGAGUCCAAAUUUUAACAUUCAGUUCACGAAAAGAGCGAAUAAGGCGGCGAGGUACCUACAUUUUAUUUCAAAGUUUUGACAAGAAUAUAGAGAUACAUACGAGAGUUCGACAUUGUUUUGGUGAGAGCGGUCUGUGUAUAUGCGGCCUGGUAGCGAGAUAUAGAGACAAUGUUGUCGUCAUUGACAUGUGUCGGCAAAAUACCGGAAAUGAUAAUGACGAUGAUGAAGUAGACUUCCGGUUACUGUCCUAUGGCGGCAGUGGGCCCAUCGUUUCCAAUAUGAAGGUUUUGGAGGGAAGAAACAAUCGACUUAUUCACAUUUUACUGAGUUCAGAGGCUCGCCUGCGAGUGGACAUACAUUCCGGACAAAUGGGCGUCGCCGUUCACGUUUCCGGUUACUAUACGGGAAAAGUGGAAGGACUAUGUGGACCAAUCACAUCGGUUGACUUAUCAUCAACCGGGCCGGAAGUAAACAGACUGCCAGCGCCCCCAUCUGGUACCAAUUCAUGGAGAUUUGCUCCUGGACGAAGUUAUUUCGACCGAUCCCCGAUGCCAGCUGAAAACAACCAAUUUGAUAAUAUGUGUGACUGUUCCUUGGCAACCGUGGGUAAUCCAUGUCCGGAAGUUAAACCAUUUUUGACGUCACAUCCGUUUAUAAGAUUCAAGGAUGUUACAUAUGAUUUGUGGAAUAAAAUUAUUGAACCACCAGAUUACAGAUUUGCUGGUGACAAAGAUGUCACUGAUAUUAGUGAGACCACAGAAAUAAUAAACGAAGAAAGCGCAAGUGAAAGAUGUGGCGAAUUCGUAUUUGCAUCGAAUAUAGCAGAAGCAUGUACAGAUUUCAUCAACGAAAAAAUGCAGUUUAUUAUAGAACUGUGCAUAUCAAUGGCAAUGGGUCAACAGGAAUCCUCCUGGAAGCCAAAUAUCUUAAGACUUACAGAAAGUAUAUGUGAAUCUACUCUGGUCUCAAAACCGGUUGAUAUGGAAACGAACAUGUCACGUGAUAGUUUUAUCAAUGUGACACGUUGUCCGGGUAAUUGUUACAAAAACGGUUUCUGUAGUGAUGGCGGAUGUAUAUGUUAUUAUGGCUACCAAGGAGUGGAGUGUCUUCAAACGUCAGUAUCAACGACUACUACAACUACCACUCCAACUACAACAACUACCAUACCAACCACAACAACUACAACUCCAACUACGACAACUGCCAUACCAACAACUACCACUCCAACUACAACAACUACCAUCCCAACAACUACCACACCGAUAACUACCACUCCAACUACAACAACUACCCCUCCAACCACAACAACUACCACUCCAACUACAACAACUACCAUACCAACCACGACAACUACAACUCCAACUACGACAACUACUCCAACCACAACAACUACCACCCCAACAACUACAACUACCACCCCAACAACUACAACAACUACCACUCUGACUACAACAACUACCAUUCCAACAACUCCAAUUCCAACCACCACAACGACUUCUCCAAGAACAACUACAACCUCCACUCCAACCACAACAACUACUCCAACAUCUACCGCUACCACUAAAACAUCCACAUCAACUCCAACUUCUACACCUUCUAUAACUACUACCGAGCUGACAACAACAACACUUGCCACAACACCACGCCCGGUCAUCCGGAUACCGUUCACAUCAUGCGACAGACGAACAGACGGAUGUGGCAGCGUCCGUAUGUACCUGAGGCGACCUCUGAAAAACUUCAGUGGAGGCUGUGCCGUCCGAAAGAUACAGUUUAAGAACGGUGUGUGGGUGCCCAGUAGUAACAUGGAACGGGCAAUCAUGAGGUAUAUAAACAUAGAGGCAGUGGACUGCUUACUUCCCCAGCAGUCGCGGAGGACAGACUUCACAACAUAUCAGGCCUAUGUAUUUGACUCCGACGGGAACAUGUUAUCCCGUAUGGUAUCCUCUGUAGACAGUGUUUGUCAGACCUGCUCAACGGAAACGGGCUGCAGCUUCUUGAACAACACGUGUUAUAUCAAUAGGACAUGUUAUAUCAGAGGUUACACGAAUCCAAACAACCAUUGUCAGAAGUGUUUACCCGGACGGAGUAUGAGGACAUGGUCACCACGAGAAGAUAAUCGUCCCCCAAUAGUAAGGAUAAAACAGACCGCUUUCUCUAUCAUACAAGGUGACACCAUAUUCACACGUAUUAACGCUUCAGACCCGGAAGGAUCUUCAUUGAAUUUCAGCGUCGAUAGAUCAGAUGCGUACGUUAGCCGACAAGGGACGUUUAAAUGGAAAUCAAAUGUGAGGUCGUUGAGGAGAAAUGGAAGUUCCGAGGUUUUCCGAGUGUCAAUAACAGAUAAAUGUGACGGGAAGCGGACAAUAGUGCUACUUGUGGUAUUGUACCAGUGUGGAUGUAAGAACAACGGUGAAUGUGUCAGUCGUACCGUUAGUUACAACAGAACAGCCAAUGGCUACGAAUGUAACUGUCCCACUAGUUACACUGGUGCUCGAUGUGAAUCACGGGCAAGCGCUUGUCGGAGUAAUCCUUGUUACCAUAGACAUACGUGCGUUGACGUAGGAGACGGGUUUAGGUGUGGCCAAUGUCCAACGGGCAUGACGGGAAAUGGAAUCACGUGUACCAGGACAUGUGAAUCCAACCCAUGUUUCCCAGGCGUACGAUGUACAGACCUUGCGAUGUCUGACCCCGCCAAUACCCAGAAUGCCUACGCAUGUGGACAGUGUCCAACCAAUUACCUCGGCGACGGGCGCAGGUGUAAAGCUCAAAGAGCCAACAUGUGUGAGAGAAACGUGUGUUCAGCUCUCGUGGCCUGUCGGGAGACCAGACGAUAUCCGUAUUACAGGUGUGGAGCGUGUCCAAAUGGUUACCUUGGCAACGGUACAACAUGUACAGCAAAUGCUUGUAAGCAGUACUGCCCCCGGAAUCGUAUAUGUGUCUCCCCUGGAGUGUGUGCCUGUCGAGAAGGCUACACUGGAUUUAUAUGUCACAGACCUGUUUGUAAGCCGCAUUGCCAGAAUAUGGGUUUUUGCCAAAGUGUAAAUAAAUGUCUAUGUAGACCGGGCUAUACUGGACCAAGGUGCGAAACAGCAUACUGCAAACCGGCUUGUAGAAAUAACGGUCAAUGUGUCAGAUACAAUAAAUGCAGAUGUCUCGGCGGCUAUGAAGGUCAUCGAUGUGAAAUACCCGUAUGUAAUCCACCAUGUCAGAAUGGCGGUGCAUGCCUUCCGGGCAAUCAGUGCCGAUGUACUCCGAACUACAAGGGCAAAGUAUGUGCAAAACCCAAAUGUAAUCCGAUGUGUCAAAAUGGUGGAAAGUGUGUAAGACCUGGAGUGUGCAGAUGUCGAGCUCGACACGGAGGCCCUCGAUGUGAGAAAGCCGUAUGCCGUUUCCAAUGUCAAAAUGGUGGGGUCUGUUCCGUAAAUAAUCGAUGUAAAUGUCCCCACGGGUUUCACGGUCGUAGAUGCCAGUUCGCGCACUGUCGCCGAGUAUGCUUGCACGGGGGCCGUUGUGUGGGCGUCAAUCACUGCACGUGUAUCCAUGGUUACACGGGACGUUUCUGUCACAGAGUGAAGUGCACACGAAACUGUAAUGGGCGAGGAUACUGCCGGACACAUGACAAAUGUACAUGCAGAAGGGGAUAUUACGGACCAAACUGUCAAUAUGCCUCGUGCUGGCCGAAAUGUCCCGAGGGCCAGAGAUGUCCCAGCUCCAGCGUGUGUCGGUGUCGCCGGACGACCAACGGGCACGUCUGUCAGUGCACAGCCCGGACGUACAUGUUAUACUCAGCACGAUACCAACAGCUACAGAACCACCCUAAAGUGACACGGAGGCUAAGCUAUAGACUGAAGCUUAACAGAUGAUCAGUUGUCGAUGAUUGGGUUAUAACAAUAAAGUCCGAAGAGGACACAGACGUAAACUGAUUAGAAAUCAGUGAAAUGAUCAAACAGAUGGCGAGAUUUUGUACAGAUGACGAGAUUUUGUAUCUUUUGUUUCCAAGAAACUUUAAACUCAUGGCGUUGUUGUAACGAACGACAUGG
Messenger RNA from Mizuhopecten yessoensis (Yesso scallop), 5781 nucleotides. RefSeq lists its product as uncharacterized. Gene Ontology annotation, molecular function: signaling receptor binding. The transcript has 33 exons. Bases 520 to 5604 code for a protein of 1694 amino acids. Gene Ontology annotation, cellular component: extracellular region; cell surface. The record is from RefSeq and is a predicted model, not a curated record. Gene Ontology annotation, biological process: anatomical structure development. NCBI's taxonomy places the organism in Eukaryota, Metazoa, Mollusca, Bivalvia, Pectinida, Pectinidae.